Messenger RNA from Coregonus clupeaformis (lake whitefish), 1084 nucleotides. RefSeq lists its product as uncharacterized. The coding region runs from base 31 to 711 and encodes 226 amino acids. Lineage: Eukaryota; Metazoa; Chordata; Actinopteri; Salmoniformes; Salmonidae. The record is from RefSeq and is a predicted model, not a curated record. The transcript is spliced from 4 exons.
GACUGGAGAUCUAAAUUGCCUCAGGAUUAUAUGAAUCGCUCUCAGUUCAUUAAUAAUGGAACAUUCAGACUGGACAGAGUUAUAGAGGACGACUCUGGAGAUUACCAAUUGGAAAUACAUAAUUCAGAGGGAACAAUGAUGCUCAGAGUCAACAUGCUACUGGUGAUACAAGCCCCGGUGUCAGAGCCAGUGUUGUCUCACCUCUGUCUGCCUCAUGGAGAGACCGUGGUCACAUGCUCUUCAGAGGGAGAUGGUCUUCAGUACAGCUGGACCCUGAACGGCCAGAAUCUGAACAGGAGUGUAGCCUAUGACGUCUACCAGAACAGUGUCAUCACGUUGAAGAGUGAUGUGACAGGAACCCUGACCUGUACGGUUCAGAAUAAAGUUAGCACCAGCAACUCUACUAUUGAUCUCCCCUUGGCCUGCCCAGUUGUCUCUUCCCUGUUUCCUUUUGUAGCUGUGCCAGUGGCUCUGACUGUUGGAACUUUCACAUUACUUCUUGCACUGUUUGUCGGUAUUAACCAUCUAUGCAAGAAACGAAGAUCCAGAUUUGAUACUUCAGAAAACGGUUAUGAGGGUGUUGUAUACACUGUUGUGAAAAUAGGCAAGCAAAGAAAUCCAGCAAGGAAGCAGAGGCCCCCAGCCACAGAGAUGGUGGAGUAUGGACAGAUCAAAAUGGCUGUGAACCCGGAUGUGGCAGCCAGCCCAUAGACUCAAGGGUAGACAUUUUAUCCACAUGUUGCUUUAUAAAGCAGAUAUAAGACAAGGGUUGACUGAACAUUAUGUGGAUGCACUGAUUGAGUAGAUCAGACAGACCAUCGAACUUAAAGACUAGUGCCAAAUCAACACAACAAGAUGACAUCAUGCAUCGUGCAACGAAUGCAAGGAAGAUGCACUGCAUGUAGUUUUGAGUUUGUUAACAUAAAUAAUAAUCUAAUUUUGAAUUGUGAACAUUUCCUUCAAACUGAGCUGCAAUAUCAUACUGUAAAUGUAAUGCUUUCUUUCUUUUGAGGCAUCCAUGUUGUUGUACCAAUGUUUAUUUGUGUUCAAAUACUCAUUUACAAUUGUUAUAUAAUAUAUUGUU